Molecule: messenger RNA, 5443 nt
Organism: Eutrema salsugineum
Lineage: Eukaryota; Viridiplantae; Streptophyta; Magnoliopsida; Brassicales; Brassicaceae
Product: DDT domain-containing protein PTM
Exons: 9
Coding region: 252-5051 (1599 amino acids)
Molecular function (GO): DNA binding
Source: RefSeq, a predicted model, not a curated record
AUUCGUUAAGCGUUUCUCUGUAGAGAAUUCUCUUUCUACUUUCCUUCCCCGAAGAGAGAGAGAAGAGAGAGAGUCUCUGUCCCUCUCUCUCCUGCACGUUGUAAGCGUUUCUAGCAACAAAAAAAAAAGAAAAAAAAACGAGCGCUUCUAUUUCGCCCCCUUUUUGCAAUCCAGACUUGGCUAAUGGGUUUUCUUUGCUUCGUUGGUUCACAGAUUCGCUCGUUUCGUUAAGCGAAAGCAAGCUCGCAGCAAUGGAGUUGGUGGGAAAAGUCGUAAGGAAGGAGAUCGACGGGGUUGGGUUUUGCUCCGGCACGGUGCGAUCUUACGAUUCGUCUGGAUUUUUCGAGAUCGUUUAUGAGAAUGGCCUUACGGAGAUUUCGGAAUUUGCUGAGGUUGCUGCGCUCGUGAUGGGAGAAGGGAAACCCCAGGAAACACCGGUCCAAGUGAAGCCGCGAGUUGGUAAGAGGACAAGGAAGCGGCCUCGGGUCGAGAGGAUGGAUGAGAUCAAGCGAGACAGCUCUGGGAGAGGGAAGGAGAAGUGGCAAAAUGAGGUAAAUGUCUUGGGAAAUCUCGAUUUAAAUGAUGGAGUUCCGGAGGAUUCUGGGGUUAGUGAUUGCGUUGGUAUGGGUUUGAGAGGGAAUGUCGUCGAUUUGAAUUGUGGUCCUGAGGAAACCCUAGGUAGGACAUGGGAGUCUGGGAUGGACUUGAAUAGGGCUGUUCCGGAACCGAGAACUGGGUUUGAUCUGACCACCGGCUUGGAUUGGAAUUUGAAUGAAGGUUUAGGUUUGAUUAACGUAAAUGUCGAUUAUGAGCAAAAUUGUAAGGAUAAAAGGAGGGGUUAUAUUGAUUUGAAUAUGGAUGCAAGCUGUGAUUUGGACAAUGCUGGUGUCUGUGCUUCGAAUGCCCAGAAGCGGGAGGGAGGAUUUGAUUUGAACUUGGAGGUUAACGUAGAGAACAGCAAGGAUGACGUACUCAUUCAAAUGAAUGGAAGUGACAUAAUUCAAGAAACCAACAUGCAGGACCAAAAUGGCGUCAAGGAUAAUCUCGAGACUGGCGAAUAUAAAGAAGUUCAUGUUGCUGAAGUAUCAAGCGUUCAGCUUUUGGAGGAGAUACGGAAGCAGAACGUUGUUUCACUGCAAGAUCUUACUACUCCUAAUUCUAAUGGGGUUGAGCGGGAUCAUGAUCUGCCUGAGCAUGAUGCUAAGGCUGUUGAUGAGUUCCUCUCUGAUAGGGAAAUUUCGGAUGAAUAUACUAGUGGUAGGAGGAAAAGAAGAAAAGGCUCGGAGAAUCCAAAAUUCACGAGUCAACCUCGGUUGAGAAGAAGCGCACGUAGAAUGUUAGCUCGAUCACCUGCCAGUAGCACUAUAACAGCUUGCUUAGCUGAUGAAUUAUCCCCUUCUCCGUCAGUUAGUAGUCUGACAGACGAGAAAACUACGAUCAUUAAUGGAAAAGCUGAAAAUAUUUCUUUGCUUCCGCCAAAGCCACAGUUACCUCCAUCCUCGCAUGUUUUGAAUUUAGAUGGUCUUCCCAUUCUUGAUGUCUUUACUGCCUACUCUUGCCUGAGGUCCUUCAGUACUUUGCUGUUUUUGAGUCCCUUUGAGUUGGAGGAUUUUGUGGAAGCGAUGAGAUGCACGUCUCCCAGUCUAUUAUUUGAUAGCAUCCAUGUUUCUGUCUUGCAAAUAUUAAGAAAACAUUUGAAGCAACUCGUUGGUGAAGGUGACCUAUCUGCGACUGCUUGCCUGAGGAGUCUUGAUUGGAAUAUGCUGGAUGUGGUUAACUAUCCCCUUUUUGUAGUCGAAUACCUGCUAUUUUCUGGGUCUAAGGACAACCCUGGAGUGGAUCUAGCUCGGUUUAACUUUUUCGGAAAUGAGUAUUUCAGACAGCCCACGAAUCUGAAAAUCGAGAUACUUAGCCGUUUGUGUGAUGAUAUGACAGAUGCUGAAGUUGUGAGAUCAGAGCUUAAUAAAAGAUCUUUUGCAGCUGAGUCUGAAAUGGAAAUCGAUAGGAAAACGAACACAGAAGUACGGCGCAGAAAGCGAACUAUGAUGGAGCGGGCAGAUGAUUUUCCUUUGAAUGAUGAGGUCAUUGAUGGCUCGUUUGACCGGAACAGUGACGACUGUUGUUUUUGUAAAAUGGAUGGGAACUUACUGUGCUGUGAUGGUUGUCCGGCUGCUUAUCAUUCUAAGUGUGUCGGUGUUGCCAGUCACCUUUUGCCUGAGGGUGAUUGGUACUGCCCCGAAUGUUCAUUUGAUCGGCGUGUACCAGGAUUGAAGCCUGAAAAGCAAAUUCGAGGAGCAGAGUUUAUAGAGAUUGAUCCACAUGGCCGAAAGUACUACAUCAGUUGUGGCUACUUAUUGGUGAUAGAUACAGAUGGCUCAGGCUCAUUAAACUACUACCAUGUGAAUGAUGUGAUCCUUGUAUUGGAGCAGCUCAAGUCAUGCGGUAGUUUCUACAUUGGCGUAGUAAGUGCAAUUACAAAACACUGGGAUGUCCCAGUUGAGCAGAAAAGGACAAUCACCGCUGCGAAUUCACAAAUGUCAGUAUGCUUGGAUAAUUCAGCCAAAGGAAUGAUUUCUUCUAUUGAUGGGUUCAAAGCUCCUCUACCAGCCCCAGAAAAGCAGCCAACAUCUGGAGUUGAAAAAAGGCUGGACGAAACAUCCAGCAAUGGAGGUUCACAUAAUCAUUGUCAUAGGACUCGUCGGAAGAUAUCAGGUUUAGCUACUGGGAUAGAUUUCCUUAAUAUGAGUUCUGAAGGAUCUGCUGAAACUGUACAAAAUGGUUCGGAUGUCCAGAGUCUUCAUGAACCAGCACCAUCAAGCAUUUUGGAUAUCAUGAAAGAGCCAAAUUUGAAUAUCCAUUCGUCUCCUCGUUAUUUGGCUAGAAUGAACACAAGGAAAGGAAUCAGACCGAUUCUGCAACACGAUACAGGCUACAGAAAUCAGUACAUAUUUGCUCAGAUGACUACAGCAAUUUCUGAAGAGAUGAUGCGUAAGUCACCUAGCCGUACCAAUGAUAUGAGAUCUGAUGAAGAGAUAGCUUCUACCCAGGUGAAGACUAUAUUGAUGAAAACCACCAAAUUUCAAUGGCGAAACAUCCAAGGCCUCUACCUAGAUGCAUGGAAAGAAAAAUGUGGAUGGUGUCAUUCAUGCAAAUCUGAGGAUGCCGGGAGUGAGACAAAUUGUUUGUUUAACAUGAGUCUCGGGGUUUUACGGGGCCCUUCGGAAAGUGAAGUUGCUAACAGUCAAUCCAUUGAUAAGAAAAGUCAUCUUAUGGCUAUCAUAUGCCAGAUAUUAUCCAUGGAAAGUCGACUGCAAGGUCUUUUGGUUGGUCCAUGGUUGAAUCCACAGCACUCCGGGAUUUGGCGUGAACACAUUCUGAAAGCAUCAAAUAUAUCAAGCCUGAAACAUUCAUUAGUUGAACUAGAGGCGAAUUUGCAUCAUCGUGUUCUUUCACUUGAGUGGCAUAACCAUGUCGAUUCUGCUGUAGAAAUGGGAUCAGCACUGUCAUGGUCAAAGGCUGCUAUUGGUAAAAGACGGGGAACAUUGUUGGAGUCUGGGGUUAACCGUACUGCAAAGAAAAAUGUUGGAUUGACCAUGUGUUGGUGGAGAGGUGGCCGGAUUUCACGGCAAUUAUUCAACUGGAAGGUUUUACCUCGCUCUUUGGUCUCGAAGGCUGCUAGACAAGGUGGAAGUAUGAAUAUUCCAGGAAUACUGUAUCCUGAGAAUUCAGAGCCCGCUAAGAGAAGCCGACGUGUUGCUUGGGAAGCAGCUGUUGAGUCAUCGACGACUUCAGAUCAGCUCGGUUUUCAGGUGAGGACACUCCAUUCUUACAUAAAGUGGGAUGAUAUUGAAAACAGUCAUCUACUUCCUGCAUCGGACAAAGAAUCCAAAAAAACUGCCAGGCUGUUCAAAAAAGCGAUUGUCCGUAGGAAGUGCAUAGAGGAAGAGACUGUGAAAUAUCUCCUUGACUUUGGUAAAAGGAGAAAUAUUCCGGAUGUUGUGCUGAAGAAUGGUAGCAUGAUUGAAGAAUCCUCAAGUGAAAGAAAAAAAUUCUGGCUGAAUGAAUCGUAUGUGCCUUUACAUCUUCUGAAAGGAUUUGAAGAGAAAAAAGCUAUACGAAAAACUAGUAAGCCAGGAGGCUCUUUCAGACACUCUGAGUUAGAAAAAGUACGGAAAAGGUCCUCAGAGGGAAAAGGAUUCUCAUACCUCUUUGAAAGGGCAGAAAGAUCUGAGUCCUCUUUGUGUGAGCAAUGUAAGAAAGAUGUGCUUUUGAGUGAUGCUGCGUGCUGCCACAUCUGCAAAAGAUUGUUUCACAAAAAGCAUAUCAGGAAAGCGGAUAAGGAAGGCACGUACAUCUGUCUUCCAUGCAGAAGUGAAGUAGUAGCAAGAGAACAACCCGGCGUACGGAAAAGAGGGCGGCCCCCAGGGAGUUUCCGUAAAAAAAUUGGCGUUCAGACACAAAAGCGUAAAAAGGUCGUACCUGCUCGCAAAUCAACUCGGCUAAAGAAGACUAAAACCUCACUGGCAGAGAGAAUUUCCGUUAGGUUAAAGAAUCAUAAGAAGGUUGUUGCAAGCAAACCAUUGCGACGUUCAGGCAGGAAACCGAAACAUGUUAUUCGGUUGCAGGAUGAAAGUAAAGUUCCUGGAGAGAGUAAGAAACGGAAACUGGAAACCAAAAGAGGCAGAGGCAGGCCUAAGAAAGUAAAACAAGAGAUAUCCUUAAGAAAUAAGAGAAAAGAAAGCUGCUCUAGCUAUUGGUUGAAUGGAAUCAGAUUAUCCAGAAAGCCUGGUGAUGAACGGGUAAAGAAGUUCCGGGAAGAUAGAUGUUUUAUACCUUCGGAGAACUCGGAUCAUGAUCAACCUACGUGUCAUUUAUGCGGCUCGAAUGAAUCUGAAUCUGGAUCAAUUUUCAUCUCUUGCGAAAACUGUCCAAAACGGUGGUACCAUGGAGAUGCAUAUGGGAUUGACGAGAAGAAUUUAAGUACGGUGAUUGGAUUCCUGUGCCAUCUCUGUCGCGGAAAGUCUUCUCCUACCUGUCCACAUAUGGGAUAGCAUAUUCUUAGGCUGGGGAUCAGGUUGGAAGGAUCAGACAGGGCUAGAUGUAACUUGGAGAUGUCUAUAAAUUUAUGGGAGAAGAGUAUGAGGAGAGAAUCAAGGAGAAGGAGAAGCGGAAGCAGAUGAGGAAAGAGUUUGGUGCUAGUAUGAAGUUAGUUGGCUUGUUGGGACUGCUAACUUGGAUGAGUAGGUACUAAAGUGAAGUGGUUGACUUAGAAUUAGAGUGAACAAAAAAGGGGAUUUAAGAACACCAGAGUUGAUUUAUAACAUGAUUUCAUUUGCUUUUCGGAAUAGAGGGAGUCAUCAAACAAGUGAAUGUAUGUAAAGAAUAUGUUGAAUCCAUUCUCUAUUGAAAUCCAUUGGUAGUGCUGUUUAUUAGCUUCCAAGUU